CCCCCUCCCUCUCCCUUCUAUUGAUGAUGCAUCACUUCCUUGUUUUGGACCAACAGGCUUGCUCAUUGGAGGAGAAUCAUCCUCUCCCUCAACUCAUUAGUGUGAAAUAUCGGUGUUUAAGCUACUGCUGAGCUCCUGUGUUUGACAUUUUAAAUACAUAUUUCAAUGUAAAAUAAAGGCAUUUUAAUUAUGUACAAACCUUUGGAUCGUUUUUUAAGGAGACUUGUAUUUUACAUUUUUUGACUGAAACCAUAUUCCAUCUAUGCAAUGAGCCCUUCACAAGAUGGCGUAAAAUAUUGUUUCGUAACAUGGAUGUGUUUUAAGAGCUCUUGAAAUAUAUCCAUGUUUCGUAAUCAUUAAAAUAUGUGGCACGGGCGUAACUACAGAAAAUAAAAGAUAAAACUACGCUGCCGGAAAGGCCUGAGGGACAAUCGUGUGUGCGGAAGUGCGACUGGAAAAAGGCGAAAGGAGAAAUAGGCGAUAAACAUUUCCUGACACAACUGUAAAGUGGCCAGUUGGGAGUAAACAGAGUUUAACAGGGUUUAACAGAGACAGUGUAACUACGAUACAGGCAGUAAAUACACACGUUGUACUUUAGGGUGUAAACUUUGCUGUCAAUACUUCAGAAUGCCGAGUGCGACGGAUGGGGUCGUUGUAAGUGAAAGUUUGUCAGAAGACAUGGUUCAUGCAGAACCUCCGUCUGUGAGAUUUGGAGAGAGGCUCAUGUCAGCAGAGAGACCCGGUGGGAAUGGAAGGCGGCCGUUAACCCACCGGAACGGCCCCAGACCCUGGCCCGCGGUCGCGCUGUCAAUCCUGAUGUCCUCCGCUGCUGUGGCCGCGGUCGGUAGUUUCUCUGCCCUCCUCUACCCGAUCCUCACAGAGCUGCGGGCAGAGAGAGUGAGGGGAGAGGAUGGGACUGAAGAGAGGAUGUUGGGUUUCUGGAGUAUCCUGGUGCUGUCAGUAUUAGUAGGAUGUAUCUGCUGUAUCGUCUCAUGGACUCUGACCUACCUGGACUCCUACCAACCUGGCAUGAUGUUCCCAACACCGCUGACACUGUCAUACUUAAGAGAUUCAUCGGCCCAUGGUUACCACAUGGGUUAUGGUAUUGCUGUCCUGAAUGGCAUCAUGGCCAUGCUCACUGUCAUCUGGAGCCUCACCUGACCCUCCACACACACACACAUAUAUAUAUAUAAACAUGUACACACUCCCAGCAGAAAUGCUCAGGUAAACUGGUGUCUGAUACUGAUUUCUUCAAUAUUAAAAUACAAGUUUGAAAGGAAAGUUUAAUUAUUAUGUGUAUAUAAGACCAGCUGGCAGAGCAUAAAUAUAAAAUUUCUCCAAAACAUUUGUUCAGUACUCAAAAGGACAGAAUUAGCAGCAUCAAGCUACCUCACAAACAUGUUUGAUACACAGUAUUUACAUGCUUUGUUAAUGUGAUGAUGGACUGGCCAUAAAUCAGUGGUGUCAAUUUUUAUGUUCAAGUACUGAUCUAAGAAGACAGAAAUAAAACAUGCAAUGUCAGGAUCAGGUGAAUCUUUUUUUUUUCCAGAAACUUUGAGUCAUUGAACACUGACUACACUGUUGUGUAUUCCAGACUGUAUGUGAUGUCAAAAGGAAAUGUUUGAUAAACUGUUAUGUAUUGGAAAAGUCUUUAAUACUCUUCAGUUAUGUUUAAAUGAUCAUUAAUUAACAUCCUGCUAGUUGUUGGGAGAUAUCUGUCAUUAAAAGGGAACAUUUGUAAUUGUUAAAGGUACUUUUUUUUUGUGGAUCUAAAGUCAUAUUACUAUAUGUCUAUAUUGAUUAUGUGCUCUGUCUCUUGAUGUCAAGUGUCAUUUAAGUCCUCUUCCACUCAAAUAUAUGUUUUUCUUCUUGUUUCUUCUUCUUCUUCUUUCUUCUUGUUCCUACAGUUGGA
This is a messenger RNA of Thunnus maccoyii (southern bluefin tuna), 1912 nucleotides long. RefSeq names its product ADP-ribosylation factor-like 6 interacting protein 6 (gene arl6ip6). Lineage: Eukaryota; Metazoa; Chordata; Actinopteri; Scombriformes; Scombridae. The record is from RefSeq and is a predicted model, not a curated record. The coding region runs from base 628 to 1161 and encodes 177 amino acids. The transcript is spliced from 4 exons.